AUGCUUGGAAUCAUCUUACCAUUUUCUCCCAGAGCCUUCGUCAUCUUUUCUUUUGGACCGUUCUCUUUCGAGCCUGAGCUCAUCCACAAGAAUAGACUCACGACAGUUCCAAUGGCACCAACUGCUGCGUUAUUGUGGGAAAAUGUAAGACCGGAACAGUUUAGCUGGUUUUCUAAGAAUACAGAACCGGUUGUUCUUGGGAUCAGCUCUUUCUUCAAUGAAGAAAUGUGUCAGCAGAUUGACAUACAGUCACACACAUAUGAUCAGUUCUCCACUCGGUGA
Molecule: messenger RNA, 282 nt
Organism: Thlaspi arvense
Lineage: Eukaryota; Viridiplantae; Streptophyta; Magnoliopsida; Brassicales; Brassicaceae
Source: the annotation of a GenBank genome assembly